AUUUGAGGGCCAUUUUGGCAGAGCUUUGAUGCGGCGGACGAGCAUCGGAGCAUUAAGUUAGCUUCCGGUGGCAAUGGCCGUCGAAAUUGCUGCCGCCGUCAAUCUGGAAAUGUUAUUUUCGUUGACACUUCGUAACUUGGGAGUCGAGUAGGCUCCGAAGUGCCAAUCGGAACAAAUACAGGUAUACUGAUGUUGCAUCUCUUUCAUUCAUAGGAAUGUCAGAUCACCCCCUGCUCGACGGUGCAAGCAACUCCAGUUUCCGUUACGGAGCCUUUGACACAAGCAGUGAUAGUCCGGCGCUUCCUGAGUGUGAUGAGCAGAACAGACAGAUGGUGGAGAAGAGGCUUCUCCGUAAGCUCGACCUUCGAAUCGCCUUCCUGGUUCUGAUUUACAUUAUGAGCUGGAUCGACCGCACUAAUGCAGCUGCAGCGAGGCUGAGUGGUUUUGAGGAGGACCUUGGAAUGACGGGGAACCAAUUCAACACACUCAUGAGCAUCUUUUACGUGGGGUAUUUAUUGACGCAGACUCCUUCCAACAUGUUCUUAGAUCGCAUGACAAGGCCAUCGCUGUACCUCUCGAUCUGCAUGGCAAUAUGGGGUGCUAUCACCGUGUGCAUGGGUGUAGCACAAACGUACCAUGUCGCUCUGAUUUUGCGCUUCAUGCUUGGAUUUGUUGAGGCGGCGUUCUUUCCUGGGGCUAUUUUUCUGCUUUCACGAUGGUACAAGCGCAAUGAAUUAGGGUUACGCACAGCGCUUCUGGCUUGCGGAAGCUCACUCAGUAACGCUUUCAGUGCUCUUAUAGCGUCGGGAAUUUUGGCAAGCCUGGAUGGUGCACUAGGCUUUACGGGUUGGAGGUGGCUCUUCCUCGUAGAGGGCGCUCUGACAAUUGUUGUUGCAGUGUCCGCAAUCUGGAUUUUGCCAGAUUUUCCUUCUACACCGAGUGUUUGGCUUUUGCCUGAUGAACAGACCCUAGCCAAGCGACGGAUGGAGGAGGAAGUCGCAGCUGGCAAUGAGCACAAAGGUGUACCCUUGGGGGGUUGGUCUGGCCUAAUCGAGGCUAUAACGGAUUGGAAGGUAUGGUGGCUUAGCGCUGCUCUUAUUUUGAUGGACGCUUCUUUGUCGUUCCGCAUUUUUUUCCCGACACUGUCUGCUACAAUGGGUUACAACUCGACCAUCACCCUCCUGCUCUGUGCACCCCCGUGGAUAUUGGGAACCUUGACAUUGUUUGUUGUGGCCAGGCACUCCGAUGCAACCAGUGAUCGCUUCUGGCAUACCGCUGGCCCUCUAUUUGUCGCCAUCGUUGGGUUCAUGAUGGCAAUUUCUACUAUGAAUGCGGCCGUUCGAUAUCUGUCACUAUUCUUUAUGGCUCAGGCCCCAGUUGCCCAUAUUGUUUCUUUGACUUGGGUCAUGAAUACAUUUUCCCAAUCACAGUCGAAACGCGCUGCAGCCAUCGCAUUAACUAAUGCACUAUCAUCAAUUGGCUUCAUUGGUUCAUCGUACUUCUGGCCGUCCCGUUGGGGCCCCUCGUAUGUGAACUCAUUUGUUAUGUGCAUAUUGACAAGCGCUAUGUCUAUUGUGAUGUUCUGGGUAUUUAGGGAGCAUCUUUCCCGCUGCAAUGAAGCUGCUGAAGCCGAAGAGCAGGCUCUAGGGCUGCCCAAGGGUUUCAGAUAUAUUUUGUAGCACUCGCUGCUCAAGGCUUGUUCCGUACGGAUGGGUCAAUGACUGGUUUUAUAUUGUACACAUGAAGCAUGGAGUAUCAAAUACAUCAAUGCUUUCCUGUUC
Molecule: messenger RNA, 1781 nt
Organism: Suillus clintonianus
Lineage: Eukaryota; Fungi; Basidiomycota; Agaricomycetes; Boletales; Suillaceae
Product: MFS general substrate transporter
Exons: 11
Coding region: 216-1679 (487 amino acids)
Biological process (GO): transmembrane transport
Cellular component (GO): membrane
Molecular function (GO): transmembrane transporter activity
Source: RefSeq, a predicted model, not a curated record